AUGUCUACAACAACAGCAACCGCCAUUGACACACAGCCAACGGUGCUUCGCGCCGAGCAAAUUGAUACACCUAGCGCAGAGAGCGACCGUGCCUUCCAGGCACUUGCUCGAGGUGACCGGCAAGGUGUGCUGAAGCUCCGAGGUAUCCCUACCUUCACCGAUUUGCAUGCAAAGCGGCAAUGGAUCCGUCAACACAUGGCGGCGGUGUUUCGCUUUUUUGGAAAGCAAGGAUGGGGAGAAGGGGUGUCCGGGCAUAUCUCUGUACGAGACCCCAUCGUAUCGGACCACUUUUGGAUGAACCCAUUCGCGACGCAUUUCAGCCUGAUCAAAGCAUCUGAUCUGGUCCUGGUUGACAGUCGUGGAUACGUGGUGGAAGGUGGUAACCAGGCUAUGAUCAACGAGGCGGGCUUUAUGAUCCAUUCUGAAGUCCACCGUGCGCGACCGGAGGUUAUGGCUGUGGCCCACACUCACAGUAUUUACGGAAAGACGUGGAGUAGCUUCGGUAAGCCGAUUGAGAUGCUCACACAAGAUGCGUGCAACUUCUAUGGUAAGCUCAGUGUGUAUGAGGACCAUGGGGGAAUUGCCCUUGCCGAAGACGAAGGGAGGGCUAUCGCGAACGCCCUUGGAAAGACAAGUAUGGCUGCAAUCCUGCAGAACCACGGUCUGAUUACGCUUGGCUCUACGGUUGAUGAGGCAGGAUUCCUUUUCUACAGCUUGGAAAAGGCCUGUCACUCUCAGUUGCUAGCAGAGGCUGCCGCUGCCAAUGGAAUUCCCAAGAAGAUCAUUCCCCAUGAUGUCGCUCAAUUCACGGCUGACUCCGUUCAAACCCCGAACAAUUUUUAUCUGGAGUUCCAGCCCGAAUUUGACUUGGUGGUUGCAGAGUCUAAGGGAGAGGUGCUUGAGUGA
Molecule: messenger RNA, 906 nt
Organism: Aspergillus pseudotamarii
Lineage: Eukaryota; Fungi; Ascomycota; Eurotiomycetes; Eurotiales; Aspergillaceae
Product: class II aldolase/adducin domain protein
Exons: 5
Coding region: 1-906 (301 amino acids)
Cellular component (GO): cytoskeleton
Molecular function (GO): actin filament binding
Source: RefSeq, a predicted model, not a curated record